AUGGCUUCCCAAAUGGGUCUUGCAUCAUUCUUUUAUCAGAAGAGCUGGGAUAUCCAAUUCCUUCAUGGUGCUCUGAGCUUUGCAGCUUAUUCAAAUGAAGUUGAAGGGUUCCAACAUUUUCUUCAGACACAAGAUUAUUUCUUCUCAAAAGAGGAUGGUUUCCUCAAAGAUGUGUGGGAACAAGCAUUUGGCUGUGUGUUUCCAAAUCCAUCUGAGAAUGAGCAAAUAGAAGAUCUUCACUUCUUUUUGAAAAGAGUCUCAUUUAACAACAGUGUUGGGGAUGAAAUUUCCUUUGAUCAGAAUGGAAAACUGAUUACAGGACUGGAUAUUGAUAACUGGGUCACCUUCCCCAACCAGUCCUUCCAUCGAGUGAAAGUUGGGAAGCUGGAUCCCUGGGCUGCUGAAGACAAAAUGUUCACCAUUCAUGAGGAAGCCAUCAGCUGGCCACAAAUUUUCAAUCAAACCAUACCUGUUUCAGUUUGUAGCAAGAGUUGCCUCCCUGGCUAUUUCAAGAAAAAGCAGAAAGAGAAGCCAUUUUGCUGCUAUGAUUGCCUUCCAUGUCCCAAAGAGAAGAUUUCAAGCCAGGAAGACAUGACUGACUGUUCAAAAUGUCCAGAAGAUCAAUAUCCAAAUAAAAACCAAGAUUCAUGUAUUCUGAAGAAAGUAUCGUUCCUGACUUAUGAAGAACCAUUGGGAAUAAGUUUAAUUACUCUGGCACUUUUCUUUUCUCUUUGCACAACUAUCGUGCUGGCAAUAUUCCUGAAAUACCAUCACACACCUAUUGUCAAAGCCAAUAACCGAAAUCUCACCUAUGUUCUACUCAUCUCCCUGCUCCUCUGUUUCCUUUGCUCACUGCAAUUCCUCAUUGCACCUGGAAAUAUAAUAUGUCUCCUCCGACAAAUUAGUUUUGGCAUCAUCUUCUCAGUGGCUGUGUCUUCUGUGCUGGCAAAAACCAUCACUGUGAUUAUGGCUUUCAUGGCCACCAAGCCAGGAUCCAGGAUGAGGAACUGGGUAGGAAGAAGACUAACCACCUCCAUUGUGCUUUCUGGUUUCCUGAUUCAAACAAGCAUCUGUACAGUAUGGCUGUUCACAUUUCCCCCUUUUCCUGAAAUGGACACCCAUUCAGAAAUGGAUGGAAUUAUAAUGCAGUGCAAUGAAGGUUCAGUUGUUAUGUUCUACUGUGUCCUGGGCUAUAUGGGCUUCCUCGCAGCUGCCAGUUUCACAGUAGCAUUUUUCUCUAGGAAGCUCCCCAGCAGUUUUAACGAGGCCAAAUGUCUUACAUUCAGCAUGCUGAUCUUCUGCAGUGUGUGGCUCUCCUUUGUUCCAUCCUACCUAAGCACCAAAGGCAAAUACAUGGUGGCUGUGGAGGUUUUCUCAAUUUUGGCCUCUACUGCUGGGUUGCUAGUCUGCAUAUAUUUCCCCAAAUGUUACAUAAUUAUUUUUCGGCCAGAGCGAAACCAGAAGGAACAAUUAAUAAAGAGAAAAUAUUAA
Molecule: messenger RNA, 1491 nt
Organism: Thamnophis sirtalis
Lineage: Eukaryota; Metazoa; Chordata; Lepidosauria; Squamata; Natricidae
Source: RefSeq, a predicted model, not a curated record